CUUGAGGUUUAAGUACAUCGCUUAUUAUUUUUUUAGACAAGCUAUGACGGAUUAUACGCCUGUGAAGGUUGUCCGAUGGAACGUCCUUCACUUACUGCUGACGAUUGCCGGUACGCAAGGUUUUAUGUUGCUGACAUCCGACUCAGCAAUUUUCGAGUAUCAACAAUUUUAUCAUAUGCAAAGUCAUAUAACGUUAACCUGCAACACGAGUGAUAAUGUUAGCUCUAUUGAGUUUAGAAGGGAUGACACCUAUGUGGGAAGAUGCGGCAUAUUUGCUUGUGGGACAUCAAAUGAAAGCAAGUUCAUAAUGUACCAUAAUUCAGAGCCUGUUGGAUACAACAUAUUCUACCUAUGGGUGGAGGGUUUUGAAGUGAACGACGCAGGCUUUUAUACAUGCGUUGAUAUUAUGUCAUCGCAGGUCUCUGGAAUACAAAUCACGUAUGCAGUUCACUUCGCAGUGACAUUUACACCAAAGACGUACCUUGUAUCGGUGACUGAAAACGUCCUACAGCGCUUUCGCUGCGUUACGUCAACGUGUCGUCCGGCGGCCACAGUAAUGUGGUAUCUGGGUUCCACACAGCUGACUUCUGGAAUUGUGUCCAGCAUCUCGCAUGACGUCACUUCCAGUACACUUGAUUUCACCCCACAGAAAAGCCACCAGGGCAUGAGAAUCCUCUGUCAAGGAAGUAUUGGUGAUUGGCUAAAAAGAUCUAGUCCCCCACGAUGGUUAAACGUUCUAUAUGGCCCAGAUGAACCCGUUUGUAGACUUGAUGGGUCGGCGUUGUCAUCUACUGUUGCAUUAAGAGAAGGCUGGGAGUUUCGCCUAAAUUGCAAAAGCGACGGUAAUCCGUUGCCAAGUGUUUCCUGGACCCACCCUGGACACGGACAAGCUAGUCCUCUUUACAUCAGCGGCAUUCAAAGAACACACACGGGAUUAUUUAGGAUACAAGCACGGAACUUCUUGGUUCCAUCCAAUCAACAGGCAGUUAAUCUCACAAAGGACAUUAAUGUCACAGUCGACGUUCAAUACCCACCGGAUCCGCCGAGUUGCCGCGUGGGAUCAACUGCCAUAUCAUCAGACAUCGUAUCAGCAAUACGAGGAAACACUAUCACAAUCCACUGUUCCUGUGAUAGCAACCCGCCAUCCAAAUACUCGUGGUCUGUAACCGGAGUUUCCACUCCAACUUCUGGACAAAGUCUUGACCUGCUCGUUCAGAACGCAAUUACAUUAACGUUGACCAUGGAAAACAGCAUGCAGUUUUCAAACGGAACUACCGAACAGGGGAGACGUGAGUCGCCAUUCGACGUUAGAGUUCUUUAUCCCCCAAGCAGCCCUACUUUUCACAACGGCGGAUCAACUGGGCCGCUUAUUACAGAAAACAGCCUCUCUGUCAUCCGGGGCAAAUCAGUCACCGUGGCAUGUGUAUCCAUCGGCAAACCCGCUCCUUCCUACUCAUCCUGGAAUGGCACUAGUCAGGUGUGGACGUUUACUGCUAACUCGGACACAUCGAGGACGUGCGUGGCCUCGAACACGCUCAACCCGACCGGAUACAACGACGAGUCUAAAUCCGUAUCGGGCACACUGAAUAUUAAAGUAUUGUAUGGUGCUUCAAUCACAGACUUUGCUAUAACGAAUCUUGAAGGCAGAGAUGAUGUGGUAUUAGUUGAAGGUUCUCGUGCUAGCUUUCGUUGUACUGUAGAUAGUAACCCUGGUUCAUAUAUUGAGAUACUGAAGGAUGGACGAUCUCUCAAACACAAAAGCAAUGCACAGAGUCUAACUCUUGCGAUCGAAAAAAGUAAAUGUGAAGAUGACGGCAUCUACAUGUGCACGGGACGUAACGUCUACGACCCCGCCCCUGCUAUGAAGACAUUGCCAGUUUUUGUCAAGUGCUCUCCGCGUGCUUCCACAGACUCACCAUCAGUUUAUCAUGUGACCAGCGUUACCGACGUACCCGCAAGUUUGACCUUUAACUUGGUAGCCUAUCCGCGCCCUGAUAGAUCAGACUUUGAAUGGGAGAAACAAGUCGUGACUGGGAAUGGAUGGGAAGUCAUACACAUAACACAAAACGUUGAAAUAGUUGUCUCGGUGGAUAGGCUUCAAACAAGCAUAUUAUUUACCAGUGUGCAGGAAGUCGACUUUGGUUACUACAGAGUUAACGUGAGCAAUGAACUAGGACGUACUUCUGAAGUAUUCCAUCUUCAGUUGCAAGAGUCAGGUCCAAGUGCUGGUGCAGUUAUUGGUGGUGCAGUUGGAGGAAGUAUCGGAGCGCUAGCAUCCAUAGUUGUGGUCGUGGUUAUUCUUCGACGGAAAUAUAAAGAUGUUCCUCUUGGGGAGUCCGUAUCCUCAGCAGAGAAUGCUGAACAUAAUGCAGCUCAGACAUACGAGGAUAUUUCCAUGACAACUGCAACACCAACAUACGACGUACUAAAACAUGGAAGCAAUAGACUCGACAAUUCGCACGUGUACACGCCGUUGGAUGAGCCAAGUUCAUAUGCCUUUGUUAACGUCGAAAGUGUCAGGAAAGAGCACCCCGUUUAGAACAACACUAUUAUGAAGCGAAAACCGUGAGGAUGACCGACUGUUUUGUCUUAAGAGGAUACAAACAUGCUAUGUUUAAAAGUGUAAUGGUGUUUUCCAGGGAAAUACUGUCAUGUAUUUUUAUGUAAGCGUAUCUGUGAACGAUUAAUAACUAAAUAUUACAAACUGAUGGAUGUUUGUAAGGAAACAUAAGUGAAGAGAAAUAAGGGAACAUGUUUUCUUAUUUGAUUGAUUACAUGGUUAGAUAAAAAGUGAAUAUUACACAAAUGUUUUAUGAUCUAGUUUUACGUCUUGAAUAAUUGACCCUUAUUAAACCUCCUCCAA
This is a messenger RNA of Mya arenaria, 2863 nucleotides long. Its product is annotated as carcinoembryonic antigen-related cell adhesion molecule 5-like. Gene Ontology annotation, molecular function: cell adhesion molecule binding. The transcript has 15 exons. The record is from RefSeq and is a predicted model, not a curated record. The coding region runs from base 44 to 2539 and encodes 831 amino acids. Gene Ontology annotation, biological process: cell-cell adhesion. NCBI's taxonomy places the organism in Eukaryota, Metazoa, Mollusca, Bivalvia, Myida, Myidae. Gene Ontology annotation, cellular component: cell-cell junction.